CUGUCUACUUCAAUGAACGUUCUAAAGCUUCUAUUUUUCGUAACUUUGAUCGCAAGUCUCGUUUUUUCCUCACUGCAAAUGGACAGUUUAAAAGAUUUAGAAGAAGCGUUACAAGAUAUAGGAACGCAAGAUUCACAAGCUUUACAAGCUUCACAAGCUAAAGAAGAACCUAAACCGAGUUUAAGCCCUCGAAAAAAGCUAAUAGCUAAUAGAAGUCAAAAGACUCAACUAAGUCUAGAAGCUCAAAUACACGCAGAAUUGCUUCAGUCUGAAAUUUUAGAAGCAGAUCGAAAUAUUGAAAAUUUAGAAAUAUCUUUACAGAAUCUAGCCUUUCAAGAACUUCGAAGCGAACUAGAACAUCUAAAAAAAGAACUAGAACAUCUAAAAAAAGAACUAGAAGGGGCAAAUAUAAAAAAAGAUCAAGCAUAUACAAAAGAUAUCAAAGAAGAGGUGCAAGAUUAUCUAGAAGAAACAUAUCUAAAAAACAAAGAAAAUAUAGAUCACUUUCUACAAGAUCUAAGAGCUGAAAACGCUCUCAAAUCUUUAGAAAAAAAUAUUGAAGAAAUAUAUCAAAACCUAAAAAAAGAGGAGCAAGAUAUACGAGAUAAUCUAGAAGAUCUAGAAGAUGAUCCAAAAAUGAUGAAAGAACUGAAAAAAAUUGAAGAAGAUAUAGAAACCAUAUAUGAGAGGAAAAAAAAAUGGUCGCAAAAUUUACAACAUGUGAAAGAUGAUCCACAAGUUCUAAAAGUUUUACAAGAUCUGAAAGAUGAUCCACAAGUUCUAAAAGAGUUAAAACAUAUAGAAGAAAAAUAUCAAUCGUGGAAGAAAUUUCUGCAAGAUUUACAAGAUCUACAGGAUCUGCAAUAUUAUUCAAAAAUUCUACAAUCUCUGAGAGAAGUUAUUGAAGAAGAGGAUAAAGAAACUCAAACAACCCUACAAGUGCUAAAGAAUCAAACAUAUAAACAACUUCUAGGUGAUCUGAAACAACUACCAGCUUUGAGAGAUCUAGAAAAAACUCCCAGCUUCGGAAAAUCUAAACACAAAAAGCUAAAAGCGCCAAAAAAAUUCGAAGCCCGAAAAAGAAGAUCUCAAGCAGUUCUGGCAAGAGCAGUGCCACCGAAACGCGCCUCAUCAAACAAUAAAUAA
Molecule: messenger RNA, 1146 nt
Organism: Mitosporidium daphniae
Lineage: Eukaryota; Fungi; Microsporidia
Exons: 1
Source: RefSeq, a predicted model, not a curated record